CAUUACGUACACGGGUGUGGAACGUCACAAGUGCGCUACAGAGCGCCAGCAUCUCAUCGGAUACAGAUAAUACAGUCGUUUUCUUCUGAAGUUUAAACAUUUUACAGUGGUUUGCUUGCCUUGCAGCUUGUACCAGUUACUUGGCUAAUCUGAGAAGCUAACGUUAGCAAGUUAAAUAGUGCGAAUAACCUGCUUCUACAGGCCGGUGGGUAAAAUACAUCGUCACAAUGGCCUUCAUGGAAGCAGAAAACGACAACACAGGAGGAGGAGAAGAAGAAGAAGAGGCAGAUGCUAUUGUUAAAACGUGUGUUUUGGGUGGCUUCAGUGAGAGCGGUGAGACCAAAACACUGAUUAGUAGCUUGCCUGAGGUGCACGGAGACCAGCGAGCGAGGGAAGGGGCAAUGGAGAAGUUCCGAGUAAUAAUGGACAGAUACCAGGAGCAGCCUCAUCUGCUGGAUCCACAUCUAGAAUGGAUGACAAAGAUGCUGCUGGACUUCACAAGGAGUGAAAAUUCCCCCGCGUCAUUGGUGCACCUGAGCUUCAAGUUCCUCUAUGUCAUCUGUAAGGUGAGAAGCUAUAAAGUUUUCAUGCAGCUUCUUCCUCAUGAGGUGGCUGACGUCCAUCCGGUUUUGGAGCUGAUAUCGAGACAGGAUCCCGAAGACUUGGAGACUUGGGAAACGCGCUACAUAUUGCUGCUGUGGCUGUCCAUGGGCUGCCUGAUCCCGUUUGACCUUUAUCGCCUGGAUGGUCACCUGGAAUCAGAAGGCGUCAGGAUUAGAGAGCCCAUCAUGGAGCGUAUUUUAACCGUUGCAAAGACUUAUCUACUUGUUGGUGACUCUCCUAGAAAUGCUGCCUCAGUUCUUGUUUCAAAGUUCAUGACACGCCCCGACGUGAAACAGAAAUGUCUCGGGGACUUUCUGGACUGGAGUCUCGCCGCCGUGUCUCGGACCAACGCCCAGUCGAUGAGGGAAAUCAUGGAGCUGGACGGUGUCCUGCAGUCUCUGGCAAAGCUUUUUAAACACGGGAAACGGGACGACCUUUUACAGUAUGCUCCUGUCGUUCUGCGUUGUCUGGAGCAGAAGCGCCUGUCGGAGAGCAGCGAGGCCAAGCUGCGAAAGAUCAACGUCAAGCUGAUCCAGCGCCUCGGCCUCACUUUCCUCAAGCCCCGUUUAGCUGCUUGGAGGUACCAGAGAGGGAGUCGCUCCCUUACUGCUAACCUCACUGCGACUCACGCCGCCGGAGCCGCCGGGGCUGCAGCUGCUGCUGAGAAAGAGAUGCAAGAAGAGGAUGAAGACUACGACAUUCCUGAGGAGGUGGAAACUGUAAUUGAGGAUCUACUCAUUGGUUUGAAAGAUAAGGAGACAGUUGUGCGCUGGUCGGCGGCUAAGGGCAUUGGGAGGGUGACUGGGAGGCUUCCUAAGGAGUUGGCAGAUGAUGUGGUCGGAUCAGUUUUGGACUGCUUCAGCUUUCAGGAAACCGAUAAUGCCUGGCAUGGAGGCUGCCUCGCACUGGCCGAGCUAGGAAGGAGAGGUCUGCUGCUUCCCUCAAGGUUGACUGAUGUGGUGCCACUUAUAAUCAAGUCGCUGACCUACGAUGAGAAGAGGGGAGCGUGCAGUGUCGGCUCCAACGUGCGCGACGCCGCCUGCUACGUCUGCUGGUCUUUUUCCAGAGCUUAUGAACCUAAGGAACUUCAGCCGUUCGUCACUCAGAUUGCCAGUGCCAUGCUGAUCACCGCUGUUUUUGAUCGAAACGUCAACUGCCGCAGAGCUGCCUCCGCUGCUUUCCAGGAGAAUGUCGGCAGACAGGGCACCUUCCCUCAUGGUAUUGACAUCUUGACAGCAGCAGACUACUUUUCUGUGGGAAAGAUCAGCAACUGCUAUCUGAAUAUUAGUGUUUAUAUAGCCAGUUUCCCAGAGUACACUAAAUCCAUGAUCGACCAUUUGAUUUCCCGGAAAAUCAACCACUGGGACAGCGCGAUCCGAGAGCUUGCCACUAAAGCGCUCCACAACCUGACGCCUCAAGCACCUGAUUAUAUGGCAACAACAGUUUUGCCGCAGCUGCUGACCACAGCGGUGGGCGUCGAUCUGCACGGCCGCCACGGAGCCAUCCUGGCCUGCGGGGAAAUAACGCACGCGCUGUACAAAGUGGCUCUCCAGACCAACAGGACUGUGGUGGAUAUAAUUUCUCCAGAGUGUGUGGACGCACUAAAGAACAUUCACAAUGUGCUCCAUGAAAGGAAACAAUACAGGGGCUUUGGUGGAGGGCUAAUGAGACCAGCAAUUUGCAGUCUGAUAGAAAAGUUGUCCCUGUCUAAAAUGCCUUUUAAGAGUGACCCCAUAAUCUCUGGGUGGCAGUGGAUCAUCGACGACACCAUUAAGAAUCUUCAUCUCUUUUCAAGUGGACGAAAGGGGGGCAUCAUUGAUGAUGUGGUAACAGCCUUAUCCGCCUUGUGUGAGGAGUAUUACCAGGACGAAACAAACCAGGCUGACGCAGAAAUACAAGAUGCGCUCAUAUCCCAGUACCUUGAAGGACUGAAUAGUUCGCUGCUGCUCACUCGGUGCGGAUCGGCCCGCGCCCUCGGCUGUCUGCCGCGAUUCAUGAUCCACAACAAACUGAAGCAGGUCUUUGAAGGCCUUCAGCACAUGUGUGCCGUCAGCCAGAAGGAGGGGAAGUUCACUGAGGCGAGAAGAGACGCGGUCGCAUCGGUCGCCCAAGUCUUUUUGAAGGCCGGUGUUCGUCCCGACGGCGGCCCCGACUCUGUCCUCUGCUCGGAGAACAUAGCUGAGGUGAUGGGCUUUCUGCUCAGCAGCCUCAACGACUACACGUCAGACAGCAGGGGGGACGUAGGGGCCUGGGUAAGAAAGGCAGCAAUGACGAGCCUAAAGGACCUCACCUUGAUGGUGGCCAGCAGCGCUCCAGAGAUCCUUUCUUCAAACCUGGUGAAGUCUACCAUGUGCUGCCUGGCUCAACAGGCGGCGGAGAAGAUCGACCACUACAGAGCCCAUGCUGGCAACAUCUUCCUGCUCCUCCUUCACAGCACUCAGCCUGUAGUGCCCCACAUACCCCACAAGGAGGAGCUGUUGAACAUCUUUCCUGUUGAGACCAUAACCAGUUUAAACUGGAACGCCCCAUCCCAGGCUUUCAAGUACAUCGCACAGCUGCUUGGAUUGCCUGAGUAUCAGUACCACACCCUGCUGGGGCUGUCUGUGUCAGUGGGAGGGAUCACCGAGUCCACGGUGCAUCACUCCUCCCAGUCGCUGUUCGUCUUCCUGAAAGGGAUUCAGAACGACCGCGAUGCUCUGACACAGUUUGCACAGACGUUGCUGAGGAUCUUUAGGGAUAAUCGUCACAAUGACAGAGUAUCUGUUUCCUUACUUAAGAUGCUCAGUCAGAUGCUUGCUAACAACAUUUUUGAAAUAUUCACCAAAGAAGAAGAUCACUGGGUCUGCUUGGAGCUUUUGGAUCUUUGCAAAGAGUUCAGGAGGUCCAAGGACGUCAACAAGCUAUGUGCCUGUAUAGAUGUAUUCUGUGGGCUGAUCCAGUUCCAGGGAGACGUGAGGAAGAAGGUUUUGUCCCAGCUGCUGUUGAUGCUCUGCCACUCGUUCCCUGUGAUAAGAAAGGCCACGUCCAGCAAGAUGUAUGAGAUGCUUCUGACCUAUGACGACGUUACUGAUCCAGAUGUGCUGGACGAUGUCAUGACGCUACUAAGUGACACCGAGUGGGACAAAAACAUCACCGAAGUGCGGCCACACAGGAAUCAGCUUUGCGAUUGGUUAGGGGUCCCCAGGAAGCAGCCAGCGGGCCCUCCCCAGGUGUCAUGAUUCCCGGUGGCCGUCGCAUCCAGCAGGAGCUCUCUGAUAGCAUCUUAGGAGGGAAAAAAAAAAAGAAAAAAGUGACUGUUCUCCGCUGAAUCUGUGUCAGGAAGUCCGACCGUCUGCCAGAAAAGUGCAAGACAAACACCGCAGCCCCGUCUAAGUAAUUCACCGUAAACACAAAGUAAAAAGAAGAAAAGCGAUCCGUCGCAGUGGUCCGGCCUCCGCGGCUGCAGACGCUGACCAAUAGCAACCGUUUUCAUUGUUUUAGCAGCUGUUAAACAAUAAACCACCUCUAACGUA
Molecule: messenger RNA, 4115 nt
Organism: Fundulus heteroclitus (mummichog)
Lineage: Eukaryota; Metazoa; Chordata; Actinopteri; Cyprinodontiformes; Fundulidae
Gene: tbcd
Product: tubulin folding cofactor D
Exons: 39
Coding region: 228-3821 (1197 amino acids)
Biological process (GO): microtubule cytoskeleton organization; post-chaperonin tubulin folding pathway; tubulin complex assembly
Cellular component (GO): lateral plasma membrane
Molecular function (GO): beta-tubulin binding; GTPase activator activity
Source: RefSeq, a predicted model, not a curated record